Nothobranchius furzeri (turquoise killifish) is the source of this 4386-nucleotide messenger RNA. NCBI's taxonomy places the organism in Eukaryota, Metazoa, Chordata, Actinopteri, Cyprinodontiformes, Nothobranchiidae. The record is from RefSeq and is a predicted model, not a curated record.
CAUGCGUGACAACAGAGCCAGCUGCAGAGGCUUCCCUAGCCUUCGUCAAAUAUCGCGGGAGCUGUCUCCCUAAUCACUACGUAAUGUGCCGUGCUGCUUCUAGCGGCGCUGGUGACAGUGCUAAAAGCUGUUGGGUAUGAAGUGAAGCCGAACUGAAUUUUUGUACCAUCCGCAACUGCUUCAAGUUCAGAUCAAAACAAAGGAACUGAAGAAAGAAAGAAAAAACCUCCUUCCAAAAGCAGUAACUCCGAAGAUAACGUGGGAGGAACAGGAUCACUUCAAGGAUUUAAAAACACGAGUAACCAAAUCCUGAAACGACCAAAGAACACGCACACCUGCCCAACUGCAACACAGACGAGAAGCAAUCCUAUGCCCAAGCAUAUUUUGAGAAGCUAACUGAUCUGAAACCAGAAGUUUGUGCCUACUCAACAGCUUUGACAAAGCACACGUCCCAACGCUGCUCCUAGCCCUCCUCAUCCUUACUACGCUGCCGACUCACCUCCAGGGUGUGGAGUUGGUUGCUAUCUGCUAGUUCCCUCCCAUCGUUCCCCUCUCUCUCUCCCACCCUCUUCCUCUUCUCCCUCUGUAUUUCUUAAGUUUUCUGCACAGUGUUGUUGCACCUGCAAUUGCCUUUCAUGUGCUAGAUCUCUCCCCCCUUUUUACUUUAUGCAACCACCUAGAAGUUGAGCCAGAAACCUGUUAGCUGUGUGUGUGUGUGUAUGUAUGUAUGUGUGUGUGAGAAGAAGUCUGCAAAGUGAUCAAGAGCCUAGUUAUUGAAAAGACAAAAGUCAACAAAUAAGACAUCCAGCAGUGUAUCAUUGGGUGGUUGCGUAACCGUUUUUUGUCUUAAGUCCAGCAAAAAAUUCAAACCAGUAAUCAAGUUCAGCAAGUGCUCAAGCAAGCAAGUUUGGUUGGAGUUUAUGGGAAAAUAUGGGCAGCCCCUGGAAAGGCUUUGUUGAGUUUACCUUGCCUGCGUCACCACCUACCGCGUUUGUUAGCGCUGACCUGAGCAGCACCUCCCCCGUCGGACUCAGCUUGUCACCGUAUGGCCGAUCCAUGAGUUUCGACCCAGGCAUGCUCCAUAGUAACGGUCACACCGCAUUCGCCAACGGCACCGGGCCUGGCAUUAGAGAGACCGGUGUGGUGGAGAAGCUCCUGGCUUCAUACGGAUUCAUCCAGUGCUCCGAACGUCAGGCUCGCCUCUUUUUCCAUUGCUCCCAGUACAAUGGCAACCUGCAGGAGCUUAAAGUUGGAGAUGAUGUAGAGUUUGAGGUGUCCUCUGACAGGCGCACUGGCAAGCCCAUAGCAGUGAAGCUGCUAAAGAUAAAGCCAGAAGUGCUGCCAGAGGAGCGCAUCUCGGGCCAGGUGGGGUCAGACCUGCACGUCUAUCCCUUUACUGUGCUGCAUGGUUAUAUUCAUCCAGUUGUUUCAUCAAUCCCCGUGCAUUUGGAUGGGAAGUCUGCUCCCGGCCAGGUGCCCACUGGCAGCGUUUGCUAUGAAAGAAACGGGGAAGUGUUUUAUCUCACCUAUACUCCUGAUGAUGUGGAGGGUAACACUCACUUGGAGACGGGUGACAAAGUCAGCUUUUACAUGGAAACCAAUAAGCAUACCGGUGCAGUGAGCGCCCGUAAUAUUCAGCUGGUGAAGAAAAAGCAGGCGAGGUGCCAGGGUGUGGUGUGUGCUACCAAGGAGGCCUUCGGGUUUAUCGAGAGGGCAGAUGUGGUGAAGGAGAUUUUUUUUCAUUACAGCGAGUUCAAGGGGGAUCUGGAGGCUCUUCAGGCUGGAGAUGAUGUGGAGUUCACCAUCAAAGACAGAAAUGGCAAAGAAGUAGCUACAGAUGUGAGGCUCCUCCCACAAGGAACGGUUAUCUUUGAGGACAUCAGCAUCGAGCAGUUUGAAGGCACCGUCGUUAAAGUUAUUCCCAAGGUUCCCAGUAAAAAUCAGAACGAUCCUCUGCCCGGUCGCAUCAGCGCGAGGAUCGGUUUCACAGAAAAGGAGCUGCCUUUUGGCGAGAAGGACACAAAGUCUAAGGUGACGCUGCUGGAGGGCGAUCACAUUCAGUUUAACAUCUCCACCGACCGCAGAGACAAACUCGAGAGGGCUACCAACAUCGAAAUCCUCCCAGACACCUUCGAUUUCACCAAGGAGACUCGUGAAAUGGGCGUCAUCGCAGCGAUGCGAGACGGCUUCGGCUUCAUCAAGUGCGUGGAUCGAGAUGCAAGAAUGUUCUUUCACUUCAGCGAGGUCCUGGAGGAGACCCAGCUGCAUAUCUCAGAUGAAGUGGAGUUCACUGUUGUGCCUGUAGGUUCUGUUAAGCUUUUCACAAAAGAUAUGCUGUCGGCUCAGAGGAACCACGCUGUGCGCAUCAAGAAGCUUCCCAAAGGAACCGUGUCCUUUCACACACAGUCUGAGCAGCGCUUUGUGGGUGUGGUGGAGAAGGAGGUCAUCGGAGCCUCGAACAAGAGUGCAAGUCCAGUCAAGGGCAAGGAGAAGGAAGUGGAGGAAGGAGUGAUUUCCUAUGAAGACUGUGGAGAGAAGAUCACUAUACCGUAUCACACCAAGGAUCUGGAGGGAGGAAGCUACCCUCAGGCUGGAGAUAAGGUGGAGUUCUCAAUCAGUGAAGUGAAGCGAACUGGCCAGCAGAGCGCCGUGGCCAUCAGGAUCCUCAACCGCAACGCAAACUCCAACUCCAAGAGGCUUCUGGGAUUCGUCGCUGCCCUCAAAGAUAACUUUGGCUUCAUCGAAACAGCAAAUCACGACCAGGAGGUUUUCUUCCACUACAGUGAAAUGUGUGGCGAUGUGGAUAACUUGGAUCUGGGUGACUCCGUGGAGUACACGCUCUCUAAGGGAAAAGGAAAUAAAGUCAGUGCUGAGAAGGUUACCAAGAUGGCUGCCGACUCCAGAGUGAAUGGUGCUGGUGAGGAUGUCGAUGCAUCCGUGAUGACGGGGAAAGUCAUCCGUCCCAUACGCAGCGUGGACCCCUCGCAGACCGAGUACCAAGGGCUGAUUGAAGUCACAGAAGAAGGUGGUGGGAAAGGGCCGACCUAUCCCUUUGGAAUCAUGGGAAUGACGAACAAGGCAGAUUGUCUGCAGAAGGGAGAACACGUGAAGUUCCAGGUUUGCACCGUCACUCAGACGGGCCAGAAGAUGGCCUGUAACGUUGUCCCUCAGCGCAGAGCGGCAGUGGAGUGUGUCAAAGACCAGUUUGGCUUCAUCACCUAUGAAGUGGGUGAGAGCAAGAAGCUGUUCUUCCACGUGAAAGAAGUGCAGGACGGCGUGGAGCUUCAGACCGGGGAUGAAGUGGAAUUCUCUGUCGUCUUCAAUCAGCGCACGGGGAAAUGUAGCGCUUGCAACGUGCGCAGAGUCAGCGAGGGGCCCAAACCGGUGGCGACGCCACGUCCCGACCGUUUGGUCAACCGCCUGAAGAGCAUCACUCUCGACGACGCCAGCGCUCCUCGUCUGGUCAUCGUGAGGCAGCCCCGUGGUCCCGACAACUCUAAGGGCUUCAGCGUGGAACGCAAGACUCGCCAGCCUGGUGUCAUCGACUGAGCAAUACACAACCCAUCCCAGUAGGCAUCAGGGGGGCGGGGUUUAAGGGAAUCUCAUCCGAAACACGCUUGUAAACCAACUCAUGUUAAAAACGCGCAUGCAGCAACCGGCAUGUGGAGUAUUUGCCCUCAUCGAUACCUGUAAGAACUUUUUUUAUUGCCGGCCUUCCAAGUAUGCCGAUGGUUUCAUUCUGCAGUGAAUGUGUGUGAGCGCGUGUGUAACGGAGGUAUUUGGAUGUAAGGGGCGUCGUUCCUCUAUGUGGUGUGUGACGGUGUGGCUGUUGUAGUCCUGAUCCCGUCGAGUCCGCUUCGUCUGGAAUUCUGCACCUGUAACCUGUUUGACUGCGUAGAUGAGCGUCGGAAUGCCGGCAUGUCUUUAAACCUCUGCUUCGUUUUCGUUCUUCGUGUUUCUUCGCUCAUCAAGUUGUCUCUGCUGUAUGCUUCCCUACAAAAGGCAUAAAGCAACGUUCCCUCCAUAAGGAGGAUCCUAUUUCUCAUCUGUGCUCGUUUUAUUUGAGCGGUGUUAAAAUGCUUUACUGAAAGACCGAAGUAAAGGCGUGGUGUGAGAGAUGGAGGUGGGAAUUCCCGUCACCAGUCUAGAGCCUCGAGAUGCCUCUCCGGUAUUCACACGCUCCACUUUUCCCAGGUGCAGAAUUCCUUGUGGCAUCUUUAUACCCGUAAUUCUUUUUAUUAUUCCUUUACUAUUCCUGCACAUUAUUUUGCUUUUUUUUGUUUUUCCUCAAAUGGAAACUUGAUCCUCUAAUAAGUAAAGAAAAUUGUGCCUACAAGCUACAAAGUGAAAUAAAGCAAAAAUAAAAAAAAAGAAAAAAAACAAAAA